GGGUGGCGCGGUCACUAGGUCUGUUGUUACGGCUGGUUGGGAGGCCAGCGUGGUGGCGCCGUUGUGGGGUCGCAGCGAUGCAAGCUGAGGCAACAGGCGCAGCGCCCGCGGCCUUGCGCUACGAGUGUUGCUUCACUUCCGGGGAUGCGGCGAGAUGUGAAAAUGGAUCGCGUGCACUUGCUGGCAAGCUUGCUAAAGGCGGCAGUAGCGUCGCGGCGUCCAGCCUCCCGACGGUGCCAAUUCUGGCGCAUGGCAAAGAUUUCUUGGCGACACACCCAAGGCAAGGCGUGCGGCGUUUCGCCUGCCGGCAUUUAACUGAACUACCCGCGUGCCCAGUUUUUG
Messenger RNA from Amoebophrya sp. A120, 342 nucleotides. The record is from the annotation of a GenBank genome assembly. Lineage: Eukaryota; Dinophyceae; Syndiniales; Amoebophryaceae.